UGUACUGUUGACUGGGAAGCCCCUAUUGCAAACCUGCCAACGCCCGGCGCAGUGACACAAAUAGAGAGGAUACGAUCUUGAAUGAGUAGAGAGGAAUCUAACGCACAGCUAUGCAGACCAUCAAAUGUGUUGUAGUGGGAGACGGAGCUGUGGGUAAAACCUGUCUGCUCAUCUCCUACACCACUAACAAGUUCCCCUCUGAGUAUGUCCCUACGGUGUUUGAUAACUAUGCUGUGACUGUAAUGAUCGGAGGGGAGCCCUACACCCUGGGAUUGUUUGACACUGCAGGUCAGGAGGACUACGACAGGUUACGACCUCUGAGCUACCCCCAGACAGACGUGUUCCUCGUCUGUUUCUCUGUCGUUUCCCCCUCUUCUUUUGAGAACGUCAAAGAGAAGUGGGUACCAGAGAUCACCCACCACUGUCCGAAGACCCCGUUCCUGUUGGUGGGGACUCAGAUUGAUCUGAGGGACGACCCCUCCACCAUAGAGAAGCUGGCCAAGAACAAGCAGAAGCCCAUCACCCCUGAGACGGCAGAGAAGCUGGCCAGGGACCUUAAGGCCGUCAAAUACGUGGAAUGUUCAGCCCUGACGCAGCGAGGGCUGAAGAAUGUAUUUGAUGAAGCUAUCCUAGCCGCCCUAGAGCCACCAGAGACGCAGAGAAAGAGGAAAUGCUGUAUAUUUUAAAGUCUCCCUUCGCCUCACGUUCUCUCCCCAGCUCUCGACCCUCCCUUCCACCUUGCUCCCCUCACCCCUCUGUUGAGUCCCGCUCUCAUCUCCUUCCAUCCACGACCUCCCUCAGUUUCACAUCCUGUCUAAACCACCCGUUUACCCAACCUCCCCGUUUCGGCUUCAACCUACUUCCUGUUUCCCCUUUCAGUCACCAACACACGGCUUACGUCCUGCGUUCCUUCCCUUGUUUUCCUUUCCUCCUCCUUCAUCAGCCUUUCUGCACGGUUUUGUUCAGCGCUUCUUACCAUCUCAGCUGUAACACUGCUACCGUUUGGCUCGGUCCGGUUGGUGCGUGUUACACCGUAUUCCUGGCCCUGGGCAAAGUUUGCUUUGACCUGAUUCAUCCUCUUCAUUUGUCCUCCCUUGAUGAUCAUCACAAACGGCUUUGACUCCAAAGGGCUCUGGCCAAAACAAAAGUAGUGCACAGAGUGUUGGAUCCAGGGGAAAGGGACACACAGCCCAUCUGGAGUUCUGUGGGUGUUUCUACUUCCUGCCUGUUGGAGGGUUUUGUGGAGAGGGUUCCUGAGCUGAAGGGAGCGUGUUGGCUGCACACCGCUCCACAGUACCGUCAUUUAUAACACUCAUUCAAAGAGCCCCAUUCCUAGUGUUAAUGUAUAUUUUGUACUACUGCUAAUGUCGGACGAGGUGGGACCCAUGUGACAUAGGGCUGUUAAGUGCCAGAGUCAUAUGCAGGGAUGCCAUGGUAACCAAAAGAAGUGCACUGCCGCUCAUCCAGUCCUCGUCCCGGAGGCUGGCGACCAUGUAGGCCAGUGACCAUGCCAUGGCACACACAAAGCAGAAGCAUUUUCCAAACAAGUUUACAAAGAGAUCUGCCAUUCAAAGAUUUUUGCAUCUGAACCCAGUAGCUACCUACCCAGUGCUGCCUCUCUACAUAUGACUCUGUUCUGUGCCAUUUGCUGCAGUUCAUAUUCUGCCAUCUUGGAAGUUGAAGAUAUUAAGCUAAUAUAAUCAUGUGAAAUGAUUUGUGAAAUGAAUUAAUAUAAUAAAGGACAACUGAAAAUCGCCUCAUUUGCUCUGCCUCUCUUUUCCUCUAAGCUCCCUCCGUUAGCGUCCGCGGGGCUUGGCUUGCUCGUGUUAGCAGGGCUGGUGAGGAGGGAGCCCAGCCUGGAGCUGGCUGGCUUCCUCCUCACAGGCCUGCAUUGUACCUCCUCACAUGACUGCGCUCAGGCUGAGGCCCGACUAAGCAGCUCUGCUGGCAAUGCGUCAAAGCCACACACCGUUUCCGGCUAACAGAACUGCUAGUGAUAAGUUGGGCUUUGGUGUGCUUGUGUCUGUGCAAGUGGAUGGCUUUUGAUUUUGUUUACGCACUUUGGGCUUGUCGUGGGGUUUGAUUUGAUGACCUGGCACACUCGACCCCCUGUGUGUUUGUUUGUGUCUGGACCCAUGUUCCCUCCUCUCUUGUUUCAGUUGCCUUUGUUUUGAGCGUUCACUGCCUGAUCAGACCACACUAACUCUUUACUGUAGUUCACUUUAGAUGAAUGUAUUGAUGUCACUGGUGAGAUGAGUUUAUAGUUCUCACCCCCCAAGCUUGUACACACACACACACACACACACAAUGUACAGAGUUUCAUACUAUGAAGUUCCAUUUGUUGUUUGGUACACCUACACUGCUAUAUUCCUUACUUUAUUGUUGUUUAUGUUAUACCACUGUAAGAAUGUGUCUCCAGUUUCAUUUGAGAUUUGUUCAAUACUGCAUUCUGUUAGCUCUAUUAUUUGGUUAAUUAAAGCUCUCACUAUCCCUGCUAUCACGUUUUCUGUUGCCCCAUUGGAUUUGUGUGUGAGAUCCUUUGUGGUGCUUGUGCGUGUGUGUCACCCCCUGGUUGAGCCUGUGUGUUUGUGUUUGUGUCCACAGAAAGGCCUAAAGAAUGUGUUUGAUGAGGCGAUACUGGCUGCACUGGAGCCCCCUGAGCCCAA
This is a messenger RNA of Hypomesus transpacificus, 2666 nucleotides long. Its product is annotated as cell division control protein 42 homolog. Gene Ontology annotation, biological process: small GTPase-mediated signal transduction; modification of synaptic structure. Gene Ontology annotation, molecular function: GTP binding; GTPase activity. Gene Ontology annotation, cellular component: dendritic spine. The record is from RefSeq and is a predicted model, not a curated record. The transcript is spliced from 6 exons. The coding region runs from base 111 to 686 and encodes 191 amino acids. Lineage: Eukaryota; Metazoa; Chordata; Actinopteri; Osmeriformes; Osmeridae.